CCAGAGCCCAGUGUUCAGUCUGGAUAUGGAGCUCCUGCUGGUGCCGCCUCGGGACCGGAACCUAGCAUCGCAGAGGAGCCGGCGGCGUAUAACUUCGAAUACACCGUAAAAGACGAGGAGAGCGGCAACGACUUCGGUCAGCAGGAGACCCGAGACGGUGACAGCACCUCGGGCUCCUAUUACGUGCUGAUGCCGGACGGCAGGAUGCAGAUCGUCAACUACUCCGUGGACGGAGACUCCGGCUUCGUCGUUGAUAUCCAGUACGAAGGAGAGGCUAACCUCGCCGGAGCCGCGUCCGGACCCGAAGGGAACGUCGCUCCGCCCAAGCAGUCGUAUGGCUACUGAACAAAACGGCGGUUCGAAGGCUGAGUAGGUGGCGCUACUCUGAGGUCGCCAGAUGACGCGGCCAUCGCUAUUAAGCUGCGCCGAUGCAACCAAGCCACGACCUGUGUCAUCCGCCCGACUGUUGUCAGAGCACAAGUCUGUCUUUCAUGGCGGGUGCGCUCAGAGUCAUGUUCAUCAGCAAGUAAUUUGCAACGCUCUUUAAGCACGACUUGAAUCCGAUUUUGUCGACCAGGGCCGCAGGAUAACUGCAGCGUUUUUUGUCGCGAAUUUCGUGAGUUGAUCACGUCCAACGCGAGGAACACCUCGUCAGAACGCAUUCUCUGGUGUUCGUAAAUCUUGCACCAAGGCUCUGCGUUUUUCUUGUGAAUGCUAUGUGUAUUUAUGCGUAAAUUUGCGUUUGUGUACCGUCUCCCUAACAUGUAUGUCCGU
Molecule: messenger RNA, 774 nt
Organism: Pollicipes pollicipes
Lineage: Eukaryota; Metazoa; Arthropoda; Thecostraca; Pollicipedomorpha; Pollicipedidae
Product: pro-resilin-like
Exons: 3
Cellular component (GO): extracellular matrix
Source: RefSeq, a predicted model, not a curated record